Molecule: messenger RNA, 873 nt
Organism: Blepharisma stoltei
Lineage: Eukaryota; Ciliophora; Heterotrichea; Heterotrichida; Blepharismidae
Source: the annotation of a GenBank genome assembly
AUGCAAGAUAGAAGACUAGGAGCUCACUCAAAAUCAAUUAGCCUGCAUACAGACCUUGUCAAAAAAAGAGAAACUACAAAAUCUCUCCCUCCAUCCAAAGAAAGUCUCCUAAACAAUUCCCGAAAUUCAUCUCUAAAGUCUCCUAUGAUUACUCCUCGUGAUUCUCAACCUCUAUCUGAUUCUCUUAACAGCAACUCUUUUUAUUUGCAUAGCAAAACUCCUACAUUAGACUCAAAUGAAUUUACUGAAGACCUGUCCUUUUCUUCAGGAGGCAAGUUUUCUGCUGAAAAUUCAGCUUAUUGUCCUAGCUGUAAACUACUUAAGAGAAAAGAAGAAGUUUUAUGUGUCCAAGCAAUUGUUGAAAUAUCUAAUGAAAUUAAGGCUAUUUUGAAUGCUGUUAAUGCAUGAAAAGAAGCAGAAAUGACCAGUUUUAAUUACAAGCAACGAGGUUUUAAAGCGGAAAAAAGUAAAUUAGAAAUAACAGAAGUUGGUUUCAGAAUUUUAGAACUAAGAAGUUUAAUAAAUCUCACACAAGAAACAAUAGGAGGACUAACCAAAAAUAUAGAAAUCUUAAGCAAGACAGCGACAUGAGAAAAAAUCCAAAUUAAAAGACCCCAAGACAUAAAAGGGUCCACAAACAUUUUAGAUUCAAUAAAACAAGCACGAGCGCAUUUGCAUCAUUUAAAGUCAACUUUUAAUACAGAAACCACUGAAAUUCCAAGUGAUAAUAUGUUAACUAAAUGCUUACAAUUGCAGUUGCAGCAAAGUAAAAGAGAAAAAAGGGAGUUAGAGUUGCAGCUAAAGCUCCCAAGCAAUCCAACACCUGAGAUUGUCUAUAAGGUUAUUGAGCAAUUAAUCCAAGAAAAAAGUUAA